Molecule: messenger RNA, 2053 nt
Organism: Haliotis rufescens (red abalone)
Lineage: Eukaryota; Metazoa; Mollusca; Gastropoda; Lepetellida; Haliotidae
Exons: 7
Coding region: 107-2053 (648 amino acids)
Molecular function (GO): calcium ion binding
Source: RefSeq, a predicted model, not a curated record
AAUACGCUCUAGUGCUGCAUCGAUUGGUACUCCCCAACGAGGCAUUCUCAUAGCCAAGAGUGGUGUGAAGUAUAGUCAAGGCGUAACUCGCUCAGCUGUCCGUCACAUGGCUUCUGUCAAGAUGAGGUCACUCUUGUUGGUUCUCCUGCUAUGUGCAGGUGCUUCAGCGAUGCCAAAGGGACGACGAUUCGUUGCAGCGUUCUUUGAACAACCAUACCAAGCUUCAAGCCUGCCAAACAUGUUCUUUGUCAUUCUGUCUGAGUUCAAUGCCACUGUUCACGUUGAGAGUGGAUUCGGUAUUUCAGAAGAUUUACACAUCCAAGGCAUGGUGGACUACAAGUACAAAGUUGAUGAAAGUUUUUAUUACCAAGCCAACCUACAGGUGACUGACAUGUCAUUCUACUUUACAUCCACUGAGGAAAUAACCUUGUUCUGUUAUCACGUACUUGCUAAUCAAGGAGAAGGAUACCUUGCCUUGCCGAUUGAGACUUUAUCCACGGAAUACAUUGUAGUGACACACAUUGAUAAUCACACAGCUUCUUACCCUGAACUUCCCUACACAAAGGCCACACAGACUGCUUUCCUCAUCAUCGCUACGGAGAACAAUACCCAGGUGGACAUCAGUCUUAAGAUACAAGGACCCCUCAUGGCAGGUGGGUGUGGCAAUGGGACAUUCUUCAAUGGGGAGAGUAGAACAUUUACACUCAACAAGUAUCAGACAGUUGGCGCCUACUGUGCCGAGGACAUUACUGGAACACUGGUAACCAGUGACAAACCCGUGGCUGUGAUUAGUGGGCAUAACAUGAAGUUUACUCCUGGCAUUAAAGAUGGCAUGCAAGAAAUGUUGCUGCCUGUGAAAUCAUUUGGAAGAAGCUUUUACUUUCCAGUACCACCACCUAGUACUGGUGGUGCUAUAUACAGAGUUGUUGGAUCAACAGCGUCGACCUCCGUACGCUCCCCGUCCGUCAGUGGUAUAUCUUUCUCCGUGGGUGCACGGGAGUCGCAUGACAUAACUGUUGAUUCUACCACAGGUCCAGUGUACAUUGAAGCCGAUAAACCAGUCCUGGUUGUGCAGAUGACUAUAGACACCCCGUCACUGGCAGUAGUUCCACCGACUAGUUUAUACUCGAGCUCUUAUGACAUUGGAAAACCCGUUCUUCAUGCUACAUAUGACCUGAAAAAGGUUUAUAUAACAGUCAUUGUUCCCACUGACAAGGUUCUCGGGAUACGACCACAGAUAUUUCCCCAAUUCAAAGUUAUUAAAGGCAGCUGUUUCUCUGAGGCAUCAGUGGAGUUGACAUCACCAGGAUUCUACCGCCUGACCCACGUAGAUGAUGUUCCAUUUGGAGCUAUGAUGUACAUGUUUCCGUUUGUGGACAGUCGGUGUGUAUAUACCCAUCCGGCCGGAAUGAAUCUGACAAAUGAUGUUGAUAAAACCGCGUGUCCCGCCUCGGCAGUGUGUUCGGAUGGGACUCCGUAUCCUUGCUCGUGUACUUCAGGAUAUUUUGAAUACCAAUGUAGUAACACUUCAGGCGGCUGCGCCGUGGACCCAUGCCAGUACUCCAUUGGCUGUACUGAUCUGAAGACCCUCUACCAAUGUGGAUGUGUCAAUGGAACGGGAGGAGCCCAUUGUGAGACCGAUAUUGACGAGUGUGCAACAAACUCAUGUGUGCACGGUACAUGUGUCGACCACGUCAAUAACUACACCUGUGACUGUGAACCUGGGUAUACAGGCAGGAACUGCAGCACAGAUAUUGACGACUGUGCAACAAACCCAUGUGUGCACGGUACAUGUGUCGACCACGUCAAUAACUACACCUGUGACUGUGAACCUGGGUAUACAGACAGGAACUGCAGUACAGGUGAGAAGGCCUUCCCUGUCUCACACAGGUUUUAUUUUCAGUAUUAUAACCCCAUCAGUUCGGACACCAUGCUUCCAGGCGAUUACGACUAUCUGCGACCGAGGACACUAGAGUUCACGAGUAACACAGCACGAGUAUUUCAUCACCAAAUAUAUGAUAAUGGAUUUUAUUCACGAAACAAGAUAGGGUGA